This is a messenger RNA of Amphibalanus amphitrite, 2331 nucleotides long. RefSeq names its product zinc finger protein 668-like. The transcript has 3 exons. The record is from RefSeq and is a predicted model, not a curated record. Bases 66 to 1733 code for a protein of 555 amino acids. Gene Ontology annotation, molecular function: RNA polymerase II transcription regulatory region sequence-specific DNA binding; DNA-binding transcription factor activity, RNA polymerase II-specific. Gene Ontology annotation, cellular component: nucleus. Lineage: Eukaryota; Metazoa; Arthropoda; Thecostraca; Balanomorpha; Balanidae. Gene Ontology annotation, biological process: regulation of transcription by RNA polymerase II.
CAGGGGAUCGGGAGGAUCGGGAGGACCGUACGAGGACAGCGGAUCAGAAGGAUCUUACUAGGAUAAUGGAUCGGGAAGAUCGCACGAUGGAGACAGUUGCAAGCCACCGUCCCCAGGAGGACGGUGAUUUUGAGCUUGAUGGGGAAAGUGCAGUGAGGAUAAUUGAUAGAAGUGGGAGGGCAGCGUGUGAAACAAGUGCUCCGAGGGAAGCCGCUGAAGAGGACGGACAAUCUCUCAUAGUGGACGAGGGGGUGGUUGUACCAUCAGAAUUUGCAUUUGUUGCCGAUACUUCCCACCGGUUUGCGAUCGCCUUCAGGGAAAAUGAAAUGAUUCGCGCCAGAAAAUACCCUCAGCCCAGUCACUCAAGUAACAGCCUGGCUGCGGAUGACGAGACUCCAGGACGGAAAGCCGAUGGUGCUGGUGCGCCCCCUGCUGCGAAGCUCACCAAACCGCGAGUGGCGCGGACGAGGUCCGGUCGAGCUGUCCGCUCCAAAGUACGUCUCUCUACCUCAGUGUCUGAGCCUGACGAGCGACCUGAGCAGCCGGCGCGGACGCCAACCAAACGAUUCAGCCGUCCGCGGGCUGAGCGCGCUCCCUCGCCGUGCGAGGACGACCCGCCGGCAGCUGCGGAGGACCGCCGCCGCAGCGGCUCGGGGGCGGCGCAGCCGGCUCCGCCCGGGGAGGGUGCGCGCGUGCCUCCGCUCGAGUCCGCCGCUGCCCCGGCGGCUCCCCCGGCGGCCCCGCCGGUCCCCAGGCGCAGCUGGACGCCGUGGGCGGGCGGCCGCGGCAAGGGCCUGCUGCCGCGCGUGCUGGUGCGUAUGGACGAGCACGGAGCGCCGCGCACGCUGGCCCUGCUGGCCACCUCCCUGUCGGUGCGCUCGGAGGCCGACCGGCGUCAGUCGCGCUACCCGUGCAUCGUCUGCGAGCGGCCGCAGCGCUCCAAGACCAGCCUGCGCGCCCACCUGGUGUCCCACACGGGCGAGAGGCCGUUCCAGUGCUCCGCCUGCCCGGCCGCGUUCCGGCACUUUGCCAACGCGCGCGGCCACCUGCGCCGGCACACGGCGGCUCGGUGCGCGUGUGACGUCUGCGGCCGGACGUUCCUGCUGCGGGCCGACCUGCGGCGGCACCAGCGCACCCACAGCCAGCGGCCGAAGCUCGCCUGCCACCUGUGUCCGUCCACCUUCAGCCGGGCCGACAACCUGGCCAGACACGUGCGUGUGGCGCACGGCGCCGAGCCGCCGCCCACCCACCGCUGUGACCUCUGUCAGAAGGAGUUCAAAACGGAGGCGUGGCUCAAACAGCACAUGACCAUUCACAAAGCGGCGAGGGAGCACGUGUGCGCCCAGUGCGGUCGGAAGUUCGCGCUGCGCUCCUACCUGGAGCGGCAUCUCAAGUCUCACGGCCAGACGCGCGUCUACUGUGACCUCUGUCCGCGCCGCUUCAUCAACAUCAAAAACCUGACGGUGCACCGUCAGACGUUUCACCGUAACCCGGUGCCCCUGAGUGCCGAGGAGCAGCGGCGGGCGGCCGAGCCGCGUCCCGAGCCGGCGCGCCGCUCCCCGUCCCCGCCGCCGGCCGGCGUGCGGCCGCGGCGUAUCAGCCUGGAGAUCGUCAGGAGCCGCCGGCCGCCGCGCCGCCUCCUCCAGGAGACAGAGCGGGAGGAGGAGCGGGAGGACGGGGAGAGUGAGGAGAGCGGCGGCAGUGAUGAGGAGUGGACGCCCGACCGGCGGUAAGCGCCUCCCUCCCGGCGGGCUCGGUAGUGAUCUCACACUCGCGCGGUACUCUUGACUGUGCUCUGCGUUGUACCUAGUCGAUCAAGAUGUACUGAUACCACUGGCUGUGCAAACUUUUUGACCUUUUUUUACCCCGCUGGUUUAUUUGUUGAUUGGUUGGUUAGAUGAGACACGGGUUCUUCUGGGGGGGGGGGGGGGGUGAAUCUGAUUUAGAUUUUCUUAAUCGGACCCGUAACCAAGAUAGAUGCAUUUUGUGCUGGCCAUAACGAUUGUACUUCAGGGAUAAUAGCCAGGAGGGUUUUGAUUUGUGCGUCAUUUGUGUGUGACUCAGGGAAGGGAUUAGUGGGGAAAGGAUCCGCUCGCUCCCUGUUGGUGAUUGUGCUGAUCACAUUGAAUGUGCGGAUUUGAUUAAAUAUUGAGCGAUAUUUAUGACUGUUGAGUGAUCCAUUGCAGCAUUCUUCCAAGCUAUGAAUGACUGUAUUGUCUCUAUGAAGUCACGGAAUGUCACUGCAGUGGUUGCACUGCGCUGGCCAUGCUAUCUGUUUCUGGUUAACACAUUUAUGACUUUUGGUUAAAAAAAUAGACUGAAAUUAGCCAA